Messenger RNA from Folsomia candida, 1226 nucleotides. RefSeq names its product microbial Terpene synthase-like protein 1. The transcript has 4 exons. Lineage: Eukaryota; Metazoa; Arthropoda; Collembola; Entomobryomorpha; Isotomidae. The coding region runs from base 1 to 1143 and encodes 380 amino acids. The record is from RefSeq and is a predicted model, not a curated record.
AUGGCGCCACAAAAAGCAGAACAAAAUUCCACCCCUAAUUUCGGGAUGACCCGGAUAACCUGCCCUCUACAUUAUGAUUCCUCCUCGGCCCCCAUUCCCAUCCAACUUGACCUCGUAACUCCGUCCGUUGUCUUGGAUCCAAUUCCCCAAACCGAGACGAUCCGAGAGAGCCCUCUCUUCCGGGACGUUGCAGCCUUCAUUGGGCGACACUUUGCUUCCCUUAAGAUCGUCAAGGAGACCAACUACUUUGACAAGAUGGUCGUCAAUGGUGUCCUGGGUGCACAAUUUGUCUACUACUUUGCCUCCAGUUAUGAAAAACAGGUCUAUUUCGCCAUGCUGCACACGUGGUGGUGGCUCCUCGACGAUUGGAUUGAUAUAUGUGCCCUCAAGUCACCCAUGGGAAAAAUGAAAAUUAUCGACAUUAUCGGAAAAUUUAUUGAGACUGGUAAAGAAAAUCAAGAGAGUAUUCACGUGAAGGAAAGAAUCUACGACCCAUUGCUUCGAAGUGUCCUGAAAGCCUAUGCGGAGUGUGACGCCAUGGCGGAUAGAAUCGUGCCGGAUUACCCCAAGGUUAAACACCGUUUUACCAAAGAAUUAAAGCUGUACUUACAAUCUGGCGCGUGGGCUUUAAUGGAUUCGAAUCUAGUGGGGUCGGGUUACUCGUUCGAGACGUUUUUGCACUGGAGGAAGGUUUCCGGUGGGGCAGACGCCUCGAAUGAAUUGCUUAUGCUUCUGGAAAAUGGAAACCCUCCGAACUAUAUCGUGGACCACUUAAUGGUCAAGACACUGUUUAACACGUCCUCCACCCUAUUCGCCCUCCGCAACGAUAUCGUCGGGGUGAAGAGGGAUUUGGCGCGAAACGACACUGGCGGCACGGUCAUGUACAAAAUCCUCGUUGAAGGGAAAUCAGCUCCUGUUGCGGUUCAAGAAAUUGUAUCCCUGCAUGAAAAACUUACUCGAGAUUAUGUCCAGUUGAGAAAAGCUGUUUUGACCAUGUUCAAAAACUAUGGGGAAAAGGAUUUUAAUAAACUGCUGAAUUAUAUCGAGUUAUUGGAAAGGUACGAGUAUGGGGCGACUGUUUUCUGGUUUACCACACCGAGGUAUCAAAUCGAUGGGAAGUUUGAGCUGGAACAUUUUAAAUGAAUUUUAUUCAUUUUCCAUAAUUUUCGCUAUUGAAGUAUAACUAAUUUCCCAUUGGGAUUUUCUAAAGAUUCAGAAAUCCCCGA